AUGGAGAAAAUGGAGGCCGCGCAAGAAGGGACGCAGAAGCGACCCGAUGCUGCAGAGAUGUCGCCUGUCGAGCGGGGGGGCAGCGGAAACGAAACGCGCGUCGCGCGUGUUUCGCCGUCGUGUACGUGGGGUGUGGGGGGGAGCGCGCCGGAGCAGCCGCAAGAGGAAGGCGCAGGGGAAGUGGAGACUGUGGGAGGCCGCGAAGGCGGAGAGGGCGCACUGGAAGCCGUCGAUUCAAACGGAGGGUUCGAAGAGGACAUGCGCGAGGCGCUCGCCGAGGAAGUUUCGCGCAAGGCUGAGAACCAGACGUCCUCGGAGAAUCUUGAGGAAGAGAAACGCACGACUUCGAUGGCUCCGGUGACAACUGGAGACCAAGAAACGUCGGACGGAUUGCUUCCCGGCGCCUCGCCAUUUUCUUCGCCCUCUGAAUCUCCCGCCUCGUCUCCGUCGGCAUCGUCAUCCCUGCCGCAAGUCUCGCGCGACUCAGGCUCCGGCGAAGCAGCCCCUUCGGACUCGCCCGUGGCUCCACCCUCUCCUCUUGUCUCUUUGUCGUCCGCGGAGCGCGUCCCCGCGCCCGCGUCUGCGUCGGGGGCCCCUUUCGGCUUUUUCUCUGCCUCCCCAGGGUCUGCCCUCCCCCCGCUUCUCUCUGCGCCGUCCUGUCCCUGUGCGGCGUCCUCGAACCCUGAACCCCGGUCUUUUCCCCCCCAGUCUUCGCCUGCCGCUGGCGUCGUAGACCUCGCGGGCUCUCUACCUGGGCACGCCGCAUGCCCUCCGGCCGACGCAGCGCCCGCGUCCUCGCUUCCGCACGCGACCGCGUCUCUUCCGUGUUUUUCGGCCUCUGUCCUAUCUGAUGCCGCCUCGCCGUGCGAGAUGUCUUCGUCUGCGUCGGCACUCUGCUUGUCUUCUUCGCCCGGGCGGUCGUCUUCGGACGCGCCUGCCUCGCCUCCCGCCUUGACGCUGCCUGACCCUUCUCUUCUUCGUCCCGCGCGUCCUCCGCCGGCUGGCCUUGCGUCUUGCGCGGGGCUUGUCGACGCCUUCGGCCUUUGUCAUCCGCGGCGUGCGCUCACGCCGGAUCUGAGCGCGGAGGAGUCGCCCGCCGGGACCCGAACGCUUUCGCGCAACGCCGACGCCGCGAGUGCGUGGAUUCGAGAGACUGCCGGCGCGGACGCGUCUGCCUUCCGCGCUCCGCAUUUGCUGUCCUGUACGUCAGAGAGCGACGGCGGCGAGCCUGAGGCUGCGCCCUCUGCAGAUGGGGUGGAUGCCUCCGCGGAGGUACGCGGUGCUCCGCGGCGGUCUGCCUCUGCGGCCGGUGGGGACGCAGAAGACACGAUAGAGAGAAUCUCGCUCGAAGAUGACGCGGCUGGGGGCGAGGCAAAAAAUCAAGGGGCAAGUAGCCAGGGCGACGACGGGGAUGAAGGCGCAGGCGAGGAGGACGCUCUGGGCGAGGCCUGCAGACCGGGGUUCAACGAUGCGGGGAAGGCAGAGCAGGAGGACACAGAAGUCGACUGUAGAGAGAAGAGAAACGACGCAACCAUGAGUGAGCAGAAACGCCAGCUCGAGGCCAUCGACGAUGAACACGGAGGUCAGCUUGUUUCCCGCGCGGACCACGUGCUCGCGCCUGCCGCGGAACCUCCUCCUGCACUGUCGUCUGCGGUCGCUGUCGCUCUCUCGACGCCUCACACGCCUUCUUCGCCUCCUGCGCCUGGUGGGAGCUCGGCUUUCCGGCCGCUGCGCCGAGCAGGGACUUCGCUGUCUGCGGCUCUGGAUCAGUCAAGGCCUGCGGCCGACGGGUCUGUGGUACCCGCGGGCGCAGGGCGGUGGGGACUGUCUCCUCCGGGGCCCUCGCGCCGGCGGGUCUCCUCGCCGUCGCCCAGUGGCCGCGAGCCGCUGAGCGCCCACGAACAAGCUCUCGAAGCGGAGCUGGUGCAGCUUCUUCACGCGCUUCGAGAAAACGCUCAACGCGGAGGCAGGCGCCCGACGGAGAGCGAGGCGGCGGAAAGCGACGCAGGCGAGUCGAGCGCCGCGAACCAAUCCGAGGAGGCGCAGAAGGACUCGGCGCACGCAGCGGAAGGCGACUCGCGCGAGACCUCCGCUGGAGCCUCAGGCAAGGACCGCGACUGGGGGAGAAAACAGGAGGUGGAAGAAGAAGCGCAGCGCGUCCAGAGAGAGAAGGAUAGUCUCGUGGCAAAGAUCCGUCAGAUUGUUCUCAGCAUGGAAGUGGGGCUGCCGAUGGAUUUGCGCGGAGCCACGUGGAAAGCACUUCUCGGGGUCGCGGACGAGCCCGGCGACUCCGCUCUUGCCCAGGCAGUCAAGGAGACAGCCCUCGACGAGCCCAACCAGCGCGUGAUUCGAAGCGACGUCGAGCGCACGCGGGCGUCGCUGGCCUUCUACCGCGACGCAGGCUGCCGCGCCUGGAUGGAAAAGCUCCUCACUUGCUAUUGCAAGGCGUCAGGGAUUAAGUACAAGCAGGGUUUGAACGAGCUUCUCGCACCUUUUCUCUAUUUGAAGGGCCGCGAGGGCUUUACGGUCGCCGACGUCUUCAAGUGCUUUCGAGUCUUCGCGGGGCGCUUUCUGUCCGCGAUGUUUUCUGACGACGAGUUCACUACUCUCCAGUGUUCCUUUCACCUGUUCAAGCAUCUCCUCUCUUACCACGACCCUGCGCUCGCGGAUUUCCUAGAGGUUCACUUCGUGACGCCCGAGCUGUACGUGACGCCGUGGUUUCUCACGCUCUUUUCUUCCAAGAUGAGUUUGCUCGUUCUCUUCGCGCUGUGGGACAAAUACAUCGCGGAGGACGACCAGUACUUCUUCCCCUUCAUUGCGCUCGCCCUCCUCAUCAGCUUCCGCAGCGAGAUCCGUCGCACCGAAGUCUCCCAGCUGCCGGAGACGCUGUCUAAGAUCACCAUUCACUCAGUCGAGCAACUCAGACAUCUGUGGGGGCUCGCCAAGGAGCUGAAGGCGCAAACGCCAAUGAGCUUUUCCGAACGCCUCUUCGCCGCGCAGCAAGGCACGCUCACGAGUGCAAGCCCUCAGCCUCUCCAGCAGCUCGAAGCGGAGUCCGCGUUCUUCACCUUCCCCCAGGAAGUUCUCAACCAUGCCUACGGCCUGACCGGUCGUCCUGUCGGCGCGCCCCCGCGGUAUUCGGGCUCGUGGCCCCCGUCUGGACCUUUCGCAGAGUCUCGGAUUUCGUGCUCAAAGCCUCAAACCGCGGCUCUGUUUGGAUCGGCGUCUCCUGCGUCCGCGUCAUCCCUGGCGCCUGAGCUCCUCUCGGCGCGCUCUGCGUCUCCAGUCUCCCUUGUCUCGCCGUCUCCCCCGCCCUGCGCGUCUCCCUCUCCUGUCUCUUUCUCGCCUUCUUCUUCCUCCGCUGCGGCCGAGGCCGCGCGCAGUCUGGUCGCUCCGGCGUCCCGCGCGCCGCCUGAGUGGAAGAUGCUGUUGCUGGAUUUGCGGCCUGUCUGGAGCUUCGAGGCGGGUCGCCUCCCGCCGGCGAUCCACGUCGCUUUGCUGGGCGACUGGCGCUGGACACUCUCGGCUCUUCUGGGCGUCUACGACCCCCACGGACAGCACGAAGAUGCCUCUGCGCGCGCCGCCUCCUCGCCCUCUGCCCUGCUCCUCCCUGCGGGGCUUCGCCACCUCGCGGGGGGUUUCCGCUCCACCUCCUCCCGCCACGUCUCCAAGGCGAAGGCCUCGUCCUCCGGCGCGGCGGCCGCGGCCGCCUCGCCGCCCCUCUCCUCCCACGCCUUCGCCACCGCGGGCUCGCCAGCGAGCGACGCCUCGCUCUCUGCCGCCGUUUCUCCGUCGUCGUCUUCUUCGUCCUUCUCCGCCGCGGUGUCUUCCGCGCCGGCGCGGGGCUCGCUCGAUGAGCGCGCUUCCCGCCAAAGUUCGCGUCGCGCGGCGGCCUCGGCAGGCGAAGGCCUUGUCGCGGAGACGUCGGGAGGCGCGCGCCUCAAGCGGGCGGACGCAAGCGAAGAGAAAGGAAACUCGAGGAGGGGGAGUGGCAAGGAGUGCGCAGACGCGAGCUCAGCGUCCUCUGCCACGGCGCAGCCCUCUCUGUUUCUUCCGGCGUCAGCCCAGGAGGACGCGCGGCGUCGGGGCGCGCAAGCCGUCGCGUCCCUUGUGGACAAGUACCUCGAUAGACACGUCGGCGAGGCUUCUUUGCCCCGUGUUGCUGCUUCGCAUCUGGCGUGCGGAGACAGGCUGAGCGCGGCGCCCGCAGAAGAGACAGCAGAAAUCGGGGAUGGAGAAGACGCGAGAGACACGGAAGAUGGCGACGACGAGGGACUUGCGCUUAUCUCUCGCGGCCACCAUUCGGGCUCUUCGAAAUUCGGGAAGAGCGGCAAAGGCGCCUCGCGCCUCUUUCGCACCUUUCGGCGGAGGCCGCACCCCCACGCCUCGUCGUCGUCGUGCGCUGCAUCUUCCGCUGGCGGCGGAUGGCCUGAGCAGAGAAGCGAGCGCGCGGCGAAAGGCGAAGGGCAACGCAGCGACCCUCGCGAGGACGGCAGUUUCGAAGCGGAGAAGGCGAGAGAAGGCGGUAUCAGCAGGAACGUCUCCGCGUCGUCGCUGUCUUCCUUCUCCUCGUGUGACGCGCUGGGACCCUGUGGGAAAUCGGGAACGCGGAUGAGGUCUUUUCCCGCCUCCAAAGGCCGCGCGCGGGGGAGCUCCGGCGUGACACAUUCGCGCUCGUCUUCACGGGAGAACGCAGCGCGAAAUGAAGCGGCAAGGGACAGCGAGCGGACAGGUCCCGCAGGACGGGUUGCGGACUCGAAGUCCGCGGCCGCUCGCCCGCAGAAGAGUCUCUGGUCCGCCAGCGUUUCGCAUCCUGUCUCGUGUGCGGACUCCAGCGGGGAGACGCCUGCGACGAGUGAAGGCGAAACCGACCAAGACGAGCUUGCCGGCGUGUUUUCUGACGGCUCGUAUUUUUAUCGCUUGUGCGUCGACGGGAGGACGCGGAAACACAGAUUCUGCUCUGUCACUGAGGCGGGGAAGGGCGCGUUUUUUCCGCACUCUACGCCUCUCCCGAGUCGCCCCGCGCCUCCGCAGCUCCCUUCAGAGACUGCAUACCCUGGGGGGCAUGCAGUCCGCAAGGCCGUCCCCGUCCAGCUGUCUCCGCCCGCGGCGGAGCCCGACCACCGGCGGGCGGAGGCCGACGGAGACAUCUCCGUCGCGGCGCCCCGCAAGGCGCGGCGCGGGGGGUGGGCAUUCCGGCGGAGUGCCGCAGCACGCGACGCCGAGAAGGCGAAGGGCCGCAGGUCGGAGCGGAGAGGCAGCGAAGAGCGGAAAGGCGGGCAGAGUGCGGCCUCUCAUUCCUCCACCGCGAACGCAGAAUGCGAAGGGCCUGAAGGCGACACCAGAACUGCGGACGUCGCGAAGAAGGAAGCGCCGGAAGCCGAGGGAGGUCCCAGCCGCAUGCACGGAGACGAAGAAGCUGUCGGGGGAGACGAGGACUGGACGCCGGUGGAAAUCGCAGAGGCCAAGGCUGAACGCCGCCGCAGAGGCGAAAGGAGCAGGCAUCUGUUUCGGCUCUUCUCGCCGCGCGUCGCGUCCGCGCGGGAUAGCCGCGCUGCUGGGGCUGCCCCGGAGACUCUGGCGGACGCGCAGGGGACGCUGCGACUCGUUCAUCCUUCGAGCACCGCCGAGCCGCGCAAGAGUCCGAGGCCACUGCGCGUCCGCCGAAGUCGCCGAGGUCGCCUGCUCCGCUUGCCGCCAGUGUGCGGCACUGAGCCGCAUGCAGGAGCGGUCAGUGGGCUUGCACGCGCCGCUGGAGAGGGCGCGCCGGCGCGUCGAGUGGCUUCCUCCUCGGGGCGGCCGGCGUUGGGUGAGGAGGACGUGCAGGCUGCCGCGCUCAGAAACUGCCUCUCUGAGGGCGAGAGCCCCCUGUCCUCAGUCAGACGCAGAAGUCGAGGCAACCCCGCUUCUGCACCUUCGUUGCUCCCCUCUUCCUCUCUCUGCCCUUUGUCACUUCCUUCCUCGGCGCCUCCUUCGCCUUCGCUCGAGGCGUUGCCUCUCCCGUCUGCGCCCUCUGCAGUGUCGUUCGCGGGGCGCGCGGACCCUCAGGGGCCUGCGCGAGCCCGAGGCGAGGACGGCGGCGGCGGAAAAGGCCUCAGGUCGACCUCGAUACGGAGCCCGGCACCUGCCAGCUCGCUCCGCCGCGGCGAGGCGCCUGGGCCGCUGCUUCCCUGCGAAGACCGCGCAGAGGGACUCGGCGAGGGCGGGGCUCAAGCGGGGGCCCGCGGGCGUCUCGCGACGGCAAGGGGCGACGAGACUGGAGCGCCCCUGGCGCUAGCCCCCUCGCCAGCCACCUACGGCAUCAGCGUCUGCUCGGAAGCAGCGGGGAAGCCGGAAGAAGUCUCAAGCGCGUGUGCGGCUGUUCCGGUGGACGACAGACAGGCCGCGCAGAGGCGAACCUCCAGUGGAGACGCGAAGGCCGAAGGGGCGACAAAAGGCACCGCCUCGGAGCAAGACCAAGACGCCGUGACGGCCGAGGCCUCGUCUGCUUCUUCCUCCUCCUCGUCGCGGCUCUCUGCGGGAGAGAGGGACAGCCACAGCCCGUCGACAGCUUUGUUUCUGGCUUCGCUGCUCGGGGGCAGAGCCGGGACGGGCGCCGCGGCGCCGCAGUUCUACAGCAGGGCGCUUUCGCUGCAAGAGAACGAGAAGUCCUUCAAGGAAGAGCGAGUUCAAGUUCCGACGCACCACGCCUGCCUCAUCACUUCCGAUGAAACCAACGACGAGGACGCCCUCGAGGUCUACCGCGUGCUCACGCAGGAAAUGGCUGUCCGCUGGGUCAGCAUCGUGAAGGGCGGCUACCGCGCCUGCCACGACUUGGCGCUCCGCGAGGGACUGGAGCUCGUCGACCACGACCUCGCGGCAUGUCCUCUCUGCGCCGGGGCGACCGCGGCGGAGGACGGCGAGCGCCAGCGGAAUCAGCGCGAGUCUCACGUCCUUAGCCGUCAUUUGUCCUCGCCAUCCGUCCACCUCGCCGGGGCGUCGCCGCCGGGCUCGUCGUCGCGGAAAUCUUCUCACGCGCUGCCGCUCCACGGCACCGGCGGCCCCUCCGAGCGCAGUCGCAGCGCGGCCUCGAGCCAACUCAGACCGCCUGCGGAGAAGGACGCGACCUUCAAGCGGGCUGGCUCUUCGUUCGCCUCCUUCCUCCCCCUCAGGGGCCUCUCAGCUUCGCCGCGCGCAGUCUCGCCUACGCCGCACCUCCUGCAGGAACCGGCGAGGCAGGAGAGCCUCGGAAAAGACGGGGGAGACGCCCAGGGCGCGACCGCGGCCGCGGGAGGGCCCGGACACGCCGCCAGCCAGCCCUCGCCGCGCCCAGGCUCGCGGACUCAUCGGGGCGUGGCGCCGGUUUUCAACGACGCGCAGUCCGCGGCUUCAGGGCUCCGCGAGCCACGGCGCGGAGGGCCGCGCCCGGGGGGGGGGGCGGCCGGCCUGUCUCCUCUCACGACCGAGCCGCGGAGACACCACUCUCACGGCGAAGCCGACAAGUUCCCCGCGUGCCUUGGGUCGCCAGGGUCCUUCGCCGAGGCCGGGAGCGGCGGGGCAGGGUGCGUCUGCCCCUACCAUCCCGAAGGGACUCCGGUCUCCGCGUUCUGCGCCGGGGGGGGGGCGCCGGGGACAGGGUCUCCAGGCGCGUUGGGGCCGUCUGCUGGGCACAGAGGAGGCGUGUGGCUGAGCCCGUAUCCUCCUCUCUCUGCGUCACGCGCCGCCAGAGGCGGCUCGUCGCGGCACAUCCCGUCGGCGCCCUGCGGCCAGGCAGUGCUCAUGUUUCCUUCCUCCUGUCCGCAGUGUCGCUGUGCGUUGCCUCAGUCUGUUGUCUUCCCACCGUGUGCGCCAGCGUUCGUCUCGCUCGCGAGCUUUCCGCGCUCCAGCUCCCUGCCCUCGGAAGCGCUGCCCCCCUCCCUGGCGUCGUCAGGCGAGGCACACGCGAGCGCUGGCGGCAAGCGAUCCAGCAGGCCGCCGUUUCUCGGCCCCGCGCCCUCGUUGUCGGCGUACCCUGCCACACAGUCUCCCUCGCCCUCCGUCGGCGCGUGCUGCGCGAGCUGCGGCGUCGCAGUUCCGCCCUGCUGCUUCGUCGACCCCACAGCGCCUUCUCAGGAAGGCGGCGGCCCUCUCGGCUUCUCGCGCGCGAACCAAGGAGGCGCAGAGGGGCGCGCCCAGCCUACGGCCGGUGGGGGGCAGGAGCCUUCGCCUCUCUCCGCGCGGCUGGCGGUGAGGCCCGGAGCUGCGGUUUCCGUCCUGCAUGCGGCUCCGCUCAGCGGACCAGACGGAGGGGGCGAGAACGGAGGCCGCGGCGCGACUGUGGGCCCCGCGGCGCUGCCGGCGAGGAGCAGCACGCUCGCGCACAUUCCCGCGCUGCCUGUCAGUCUGUAUCUCCUCAACUGGAGAGACCUAGUCACGUCCGAGUUCACUGAACAGCUGCGCUGCUUCCACUGCUACAUCGAAGGCGUCUUCCAGCCGUCGCUCGACCUCGUCCUCGACGCCCGCGAGGCCGCCUGGGCCGCUGAGGUGCGCAGGCGCGCGCGGGAGACAGCCGAACGCCGGCGGAGGCUUCUCCCGCCGGUCGAAGGCCGCGCCAACGCGCAGGGGCGCGGGCAGGAGGGCGAGCAGGUGAGCUGCGCGCCGAGCUGCGCGCCGAGCGCCGAGAAGGCAGACGCGGCGAGUGGACGCGAGGAGGAGGGGGAGGAGGAAGAGGCGCCCGCGGAGGAGAAAGAGUACUUUUUUUGUUCCAUUGCGCCUGUGGUGCUUUCGCCUCCCGAGUCGCCGGCGAAAGCGUCCGCGAAGGCGCGUCACCGGUCGACCGCGUCUUCGCUCGAAAGCACUUCGUCUCAGGCGAUGGCGCCCGCCUCGGGUCGCUCGCAGCGGGUGAGAUCCACGCCUCCGCUGGUCGAGACACCCGAGGCUGUGGCGGCGCCUUCCGCGCCGAAGAAGAGCCGAAGGAGUUUCCUUGGUGUUUUCCAGGCGUCUUCGGCGGAGGCGACCCCGUUGCCGUCCUGCCCUUCGCUCGCGCCCUCGCAGCAAGCUGCGUCGCACGCUGCUACGGAGGCGGCUUUCCCGGGCGCGUCUGCGCGCCUUCUCUGCCGGUCGCUUUCGGGCUCCGUCGCGGGUCAGUUCGUCUCCGCGGGCCUGGGCGAGGGCUUUCAGCACCUGCGCUGCUGGGAGAUGAAUCGGCCCUCCCUGGAGGCCUGCCGAAUCCUCGUCACGCCGCGGCGACUCCUCCUGGUCAGUGCGCCGGAGCCGAUGUCGGUCCGACGCGGCAGGAUCGUAGGCAGAGUCGCAGACGCCGCCGAAGGCGACGAGCUGGGCGCAGACGCCGCAGAGGCGAGCGCCGAGGAUCCAGUGGGCGGCGCAGAGCGCGAGGAAGCCGAGACGGUUGACGGGCGGCCGGGACACGGAGACAGGGAGGAGACGGGCGGCGCAGCGGAAGAAGAGGAAGAGGCGGAAGAUGGGACAGGCGAUGUCCAGGUGUGCCGUGUCGUGAGCGGCGCAGAGGAGGCGAAGGGUUCUGAGGGUGCUCGAGCGGAGAGUCAGGGCAGUGCGGGAGAGGACGAAGGCGAACGCGACGAAGCGGCUGAGGAGAAUACACCGGCGUUUCUGGGAUUCGUCGUCGGCGGGUCGCGUCUGAUUGAAGGCCGCGAAGUCGAGCGCUUCUGCGGCCUCCUUCCGGAUGUCAGCGGCGAGGAGGGCCUCGGCGCCGAGGCGCAGGGACAGGGUCGCGGCUGGAAGGCCUCCGGCGAUGAGAAAGAAUGCCUUUUCGCGGACGAGGCGCGAGAAGACAUUCCGCACAUGGUGGAGGUCGUCAAGGUCUACGCCUCGUUCGAACUCGCAGAAAUCCUCAAAAUUACCAGUAAAAAGAACAACUCGAAGCUUCUCUGUUUCUACUUCAAUGCGAACAAGACGCAGCCGCUGAUGGUCCUGAGGUUCGAAAGCGCCCCGGCCGCCCAUGACUGCAUCGACCACGUCCGAGGUCUCUACCGCCAGCUGAAGACGCAGCAGAGACAACCUCAGCAGACGGUUGCGGCCGCCACGAAGUUGCAUACACAUGCAUAUAUAUAUAUAUAUAUAUAUAUAUAUAUAUAUAUAUAUAUAUAUAUAUAUAUAUAUAUAUAUAUAUGCGUAUUCACCUAUAUAUGUGUGUUUUUGUGUGUUGAGAGCUACCUGUGCGAGGAUUUCAUGGGUGUGGGCUGUGUGCAGAGCUUUUUAGCAGUUACUGAGAUUGUUUUAAGCGGCGCGGGCCGCAGCAGUGCGCUGUAG
This is a messenger RNA of Besnoitia besnoiti, 10248 nucleotides long. RefSeq lists its product as uncharacterized. Gene Ontology annotation, cellular component: trans-Golgi network. Gene Ontology annotation, biological process: retrograde transport, endosome to Golgi. Lineage: Eukaryota; Apicomplexa; Conoidasida; Eucoccidiorida; Sarcocystidae. The record is from RefSeq and is a predicted model, not a curated record. The transcript has 12 exons. The coding region runs from base 1 to 10248 and encodes 3415 amino acids.